This is a messenger RNA of Vanderwaltozyma polyspora DSM 70294, 1314 nucleotides long. RefSeq names its product putative oxidoreductase (gene PBR1). NCBI's taxonomy places the organism in Eukaryota, Fungi, Ascomycota, Saccharomycetes, Saccharomycetales, Saccharomycetaceae. The transcript has a single exon. Bases 1 to 1314 code for a protein of 437 amino acids. The record is from RefSeq and is a predicted model, not a curated record.
AUGCCUUUGAAUAUUAUUGGUAGUGCAUUAAUCGAUGGUGCUGACAGUAUCCCAUAUUUCGAUACAAUUAAGAAAGUUGCACCAUAUGCUAUUGGUGCAGGGGCUAUAAAAUAUUGGUCAAGAGGUGCUAGUAACAUUUGGGAAAGGAAUUUACAUGGUAAAGUUUAUAUUGUUACUGGUGCUACUACCCAAGGGAUGGGUACAUCCGUUGUGAUGAAGAUGGCAGAAUUAGGAGCGCAAUUGAUUAUUUUAACUAGAAAUGUUGAUGAAUGGACAACAGAUUGGUGUAACAAUCUAAGAUAUAGUACUAAUAAUCAUAUGGUAUACAUUGAGAAGUGUGAUAUUAGUGAUUUAUGGGAAAUCCGUAAAUUUGUUACAGGGUGGUUAGAUCAGUCUCCUCCAAGAAGGUUGGAUGGUGUUGUGGUAAUGUCAGGGGAUACAGAACCAUUUGGGAUUCCAAUUGUUGGUAGGCCUACUAGAAAAUCAUCAAAGGAUGGUUUAGAGAUACAGAUGGCUACUAAUUUUGCUGGUAUUUUCCAUUUUUUGGAUUUGUUACAACCUAGUUUAAAAGCUCAACCGCCAGAUCGAGACGUUCGAAUAAUAUACGUGACAUGUUGGUUACAAAGUAUGGGUAGAAUUAACAUUGAAGAUCCGUUGUGGCAAGACGUUAAAUAUAAUAGUGCAUUGAAGUUCUUUUCCUCUAGUAAGUUGCAAAUGGGAUUGAGUUUGAUGGAAUUACAAAGAAGAUUACAGAAGAGUAUUCGGGAGCAAAAGAGCAAUGAUGGAGUUCAAAGAACAGGUAAUAAUAUAUCGAUAUCUGUGGUGCAGCCAGGCACGAUGAGAUCCCAUAGUUUAAGACGAGUGAUAAGUAAUGGAUCGAUAAUGAUGUUGCUAAUAGUUUACUGCAUAAUAUUGUAUCCGCUCUUAUGGUUAUUUACCAAGAGUGGUGACCGUGGUGCCCAAAAUAUACUGUAUGCUUUGAUGACACCUGAGUUUGAACAAGUUAAUGUUGAAAAUGAUGUCAAUGAAGUUAAAUACGUUUCUGAGUGUAGCACUAUGAAAUUCAUUAGAAAAGAGUAUGGUGAUGAAGUGUUGCAAGGGAAGUUGUAUGACAACACUAAGAAUGCGAUUUCGUUAUUAGAAAAGAAAAUGGCGAUGAAGAGAAAUGCUGAUAAUAAGACGAAGACGAAGACUAAAACCGAAUCUAACUCUAACUCUAACUCUAACUCUAACUCUAAAUCUAAAUCUAAAUCUAAGUCUAAAUCUAAGUCUAAAUCCAAAGGGAAAGAGAAGGAAGCUAAGAAGACCAAGUAA